Molecule: messenger RNA, 876 nt
Organism: Triticum turgidum subsp. durum (durum wheat)
Lineage: Eukaryota; Viridiplantae; Streptophyta; Magnoliopsida; Poales; Poaceae
Source: the annotation of a GenBank genome assembly
AUGAACACCUUCGUGAAGAUGGAGCCCGAGUACAUCGCCGGCUACGCGGCCGCGAGGGCGAUGAAGGUGUGGACCGUGGGGCCGGUCUCCCUCUACCACCAGCACGCCGCAACGCUGGCGGCGAGAGGGAACACCGCGGACAUCGACGCCGAUGAUUGCGUCCGGUGGCUCGACGACAGGGAGCCCGGCUCCGUGGUCUACGUCAGCUUCGGCAGCAUCGCGCACGCGGACCCGAAGCAGCUCUCGGAGCUCGGCCUGGGACUGGAGGCGUCGGGCUACCCUUUCAUCUGGGUGGUCAAGGACGCCGGCCGCCACGACGAGGCAGCGCUCGCCUUCCUCCGCGGGCUCGAGGAGCGCGUCGCGGGGCGUGGCCUGCUCAUCUGGGGGUGGGCGCCGCAGGCGCUGAUCCUGUCGCACCGCGCGGCGGGCGCGUUCGUGACGCACUGCGGCUGGAACUCGACGCUGGAGGCGGUCGCGGCGGGGCUGCCGGUGGUGACGUGGCCGCACUUCACGGACCAGUUCCUGAACGAGAAGAUGGCGGUGGAGGUGCUGGGGAUCGGCGUCAGCGUCGGGGUGAAGGAGCCAGUGAUGUACCGGAUGGAUCAGAAGGAUGUCGUGGUUGGGAGCGAGACGGUGGAGGCCGCGGUGAGGAGCGCCAUGGACGGCGGGGAGGAUGGCGAGGAGAGGCGCUGCAAGGCCCGUGCGCUCGCGGUGAAAGCGAGGGCGGCCAUGCGGGAGGGGGGCUCGUCGCACGCCAACAUCCGCGAUCUGGCCAAGCGUUUCCAGGUGGGCGCCACACAAGAUUUGGAGCCGGAACAAGAUUUGUUGUCUUUGGUUAUAGACUUACCGGACUUGCCAAUGGGCUUCUGGAAUUGA